Messenger RNA from Rubroshorea leprosula, 1007 nucleotides. NCBI's taxonomy places the organism in Eukaryota, Viridiplantae, Streptophyta, Magnoliopsida, Malvales, Dipterocarpaceae. The record is from the annotation of a GenBank genome assembly.
AGUGUACAGGCAGAGGAACAUAAAAAAAAAAAACAUUUAAGGAUCUUCCAAACUAGGUGCUGGCCUGGCUAAAGCAAGAGCACAAUAAAUGAUGCUUACUCCACUGGUUUCAGCAAGUUGAUAAUUUUUGGUUAAUCUUUUUUCAUUAAAUGUAUGCAAAGCCAUUGUGGACGACUGGUUUUAGUCAACUGUGUGGUGAAUGGGGCAAUAGUUUAAAUGAUUCUAUUGUUAUUGCCAUGAUAUCAACAUGGAACCAUUCUAACUCAAUAUUAUUUUCACCUGUUCUCUUGCAGGAUUGGAUUGUGCAGUUUGAUCCUCCAGAUGAACCCAAGGAAUAUAUUCAUAGGGUUGGUCGAACAGCACGUGGUGAAGGUGCUAGAGGAAAUGCUUUGCUUGUCCUGAUUCCAGAAGAAAUGGGUUUUGUUAAAUAUCUAAAGGAUGCAAAAGUUCCUGUUAAGGAGUACGAAUUUAAUGAGAAGAAGCUGGCAAAUGUGCAGUCUCACCUGGAGAAGUUGGUUGCCAACAACUACUAUCUGAAUAAGUCAGCUAAAGAUGCAUACCGCUCUUAUAUUUUAGCUUAUAAUUCACAUUCCAUGAAAGACAUCUUCAAUGUGCACCGCCUUGAUCUACAGGCGGUUGCUGCUUCAUUUUGCUUUUCUAGCCCACCAAAGGUGAACCUAAACAUAGACAGCAAUGCAUCCAAGCACAGAAACAAAAGGCGAAAAGUUGAAGGAACCCGAAACGGUUUCAGUGAGAGCAAUCCUUAUGGGAGGCAGAAGAGUGAAGAUGAUAACCGGCAAUUUGUAAGGUAUUAGUGUCAGUAGCAGCGGCGGCUGUGCUGUUGUAGUCAAUGGGAUGCAUGGAAAAUUUUUUUCCUCAAAUUUUGUUCUCUCAACUGGCUGCUACAAAGUUGGCAUAUAGAUUCUCAUUGGUUACCAAGAAGUUUUGUAGGUUAUUCACUUGGUGUUAAUUGUUAAAGUGUAUGUUAAUAACUCAUUUGCUAUGUG